Salpingoeca rosetta is the source of this 1203-nucleotide messenger RNA. RefSeq lists its product as uncharacterized. The transcript has 13 exons. Lineage: Eukaryota; Choanoflagellata; Craspedida; Salpingoecidae. Bases 1 to 1203 code for a protein of 400 amino acids. The record is from RefSeq and is a predicted model, not a curated record.
AUGAGUGAUGAGGAAGACGAUCCAACCAAGGUGUACCCUUGGCAGAAAGGGACGCCAGCGGAAGUGAAGGUGGCCAUUGAGAAGAGGAGACAGCAGCUGCUGGCCUGCGAUCUCGCCUCCAACCCAGAGGCACAACGAGAAUGGAUCGUGCUCCUGCAAGAGCGCAAUGUAUUUGCGGUCACGGAGCUUGAAGAGUCCAAGGAGCAACGCAAGCAAGAGCAAAUGGAGCAGCACAUGCCACCACUCUGCGGGUGGCUGCUGAAACGCAACAGCAAGUUCCCGUUCACGUUCCGGAGAAGAUGGUUCGUGUACGACGACAACGCCGGCCUCCUCCUCUACUACCGCGACACGAGUACAAACAAGAAGCCAAUGGGCUUUCUUGACCUUGGAGAGUUGGACACGAUCCGAAGUGAGGACGCGACUGGGCGCAGGUUCAAGCUCGUCACCCCAUCCCGCGAAUGGCAGCUCAUGGCUGGGGAUGCAGCGGUGGCUACUGCAUGGAUGUCUGAGAUUCGUGAUCGACAGGCAAGCCUGAAGGAGAAGCGUAGCGCGGCGUUCACAUCAGCACCGACAAUCGACUACGAAGAGGAGGAAGACGAUGAGGAUGAGGAGCAAGUUGUUGAAUACGAUGAUGCUGGGCUUCUCUUCCGAACAAGUGACAAGACGACGUUUGAGAUUAUCGAACACAUGGAGGCUGCGUCCUCCACGAACGCGUCCAGAAGCCACGCGUUUGGCUCGGAGGCGGCGACGACUGCGCCAACGCCCGAAGACGACACAUCGGAGACAUCAUCCCAGCACCAACAGCAGCAGCAGCAGCAGCAGGCGAUGGCGGACCACAUGAGCGAGGAGCGAGCAAAGCUCUACCGCGAACUUGCGCUGAGACAGCAGGCCCUCAAGUCUGAGAUGCGCGAUGGCGUGACCGUUGAGGAGCUGUCUGCCCGCCUGGCCUGGAGCCAGACAGAACUCGCGCACACAAGGGCGCUGCUUGAUCUGUCGAAUCAGCGGAUUGCGGGCGCGAUGGAGGCACUGGCCUUCUACAAAGCCAUGCUCGACGGUGCACAGGUCCCGACAGACACGCGCGAGGCAAUCUGGCUCUCCCAACUCGAAAACGCACAGCAGGCGCUGGAUGCAUCAAAUGAAAGAAAUGAUCUUCUGCAACAAGAAAUCGAUGACCUGAAAGCGCAACUUGGACGACGAGAGUGA